Molecule: messenger RNA, 2040 nt
Organism: Rotaria sp. Silwood2
Lineage: Eukaryota; Metazoa; Rotifera; Eurotatoria; Philodinida; Philodinidae
Source: the annotation of a GenBank genome assembly
AUGCCAAAAUUGACAUUAGAUGAGUUCUUCAGCUAUACUGAUUUUACUUCGUUGACACUUGCACCCGACAAUAGUCAAUCGAUUCUCAUUCAAACACGACACCGCAUAUGGGAUCAAAGCGUCAAUGAAUAUCAUCUUCAUUUGUACUCGCUUGAUGAUAAAAACAAGACAUUAUUAACAAAACAUGCAUCUAGUUUACUUCGACCUCGUUGGCAAGGUGAAUGGAUUGCCUAUUUAAGUGACAAUCAGUCCAAUACUAUUUAUUUAUAUUCAACUCGAACUAAACAAACUUUUUCUCUGCCAUUGGGUAACGAAUCGAUUCAUGCUUUUACAUUAUCUAACAUUAAUACAAGUCUGUACUUCGCUGCACGAACAUCGUGGACGAACGAGGCUGAUAAAGCAUAUAAAAACGAAUGGAAUGAUGUAAUUGAAUACAGAGACAAAGAAAGAGGUGAUACAAUUUAUCGCGUUAAUUUGGAAGAUAUCAAUCGAUUUCAAAUGGAAAUCUUGGCAAAUAGUUCAUUGCGAGUCGCAGAAUUAAUUUGUUCGUUCGAUGGAAAACAUCUAGUUUUUUCUACUGAAUCAACAUUACAACAAAUCGAAUCGAUGGAUGAUUAUGAAAUUUAUUCUAUUGAUUUGACUGAUCAUUCAUCUACUGUUCCACGUCGAUUAACAAGCAAUCAAGGUAUUGAACGAAACUUGAAAUGGUUUAACAACGAAUCGUUUCUUUUUACUGUAACAAGUGAAGGAUCGAUUGAUGAUGAGUAUCGAGAUACUCAAGGACGACUCUAUUCAUUUGAUCUUCUCAAUGGAAGUAUUCAUCGUUGGGCUGAUCAAUUUACAGGUUCAAUAAAAAAUUACGACUUAUUAGAAAACGGACGAAAAGGUUUAAUCAUUCUUGGUCAAUUAAAUACCGAAACACAAGUUUAUACACAACAAUCGAUAAGUAGUCAAUUGGUUAAAAAAAUAGGUUGGAAUGGAACGUAUGAAUCGAUUGUUACUACCUGCACUAAUAACAAAUCUAUAAUUGCUUUUCUUCAUUCUUCGUUCGAUGCACCACAAGAGGUAUAUUUCAUUCAUAAUAUUGAUCAACUGACACUUGCUCAAUCAAUUACAAACGAAAAUCAACUUUUUAGAGAACGAAAUCUACCUAAAGGGAUAUCCUAUCAAUGGUUGAAUAAAGAUGAUGGAACUGAGAUCGAAGGCAUUCUUCUCUAUCCACCAGAUAAAUUUCAGCAGAAAAAUUUACCAUUGCUAGUACUCAUUCACGGUGGGCCUUAUCAUGCUGAUUUGAAUGUUUUUUAUGCCGAUUGGUACUUUUCUGCAAUGAUGAUGGCCACUGAAGGUUGGCUUGUACUACAACCAAACUAUCGAGGCUCAUCAGGUUAUGGCGACAAUUUUCUCUAUGGUGUACGUCUUGAAAUGGUUUCUCGACCGGGUAAAGAUAUUUUAUUUGGUGUUGAUGCAUUGAUACAUGAUGGUAUUGUCGAUCCAAGCCGACUGAGUAUCGGUGGUUAUAGUUAUGGUGGAUAUUUAACAAAUUGGCUUAUUACUCAAACUACUCGUUUUAAUGCGGCGUUCACUGGAGCCGGAGCUGUUGAACAUGUGAUUGAUUGGGGAACGAAUGACAUGCCAACGAGCAAUGCCUAUUUUCUAGGUGGUUUUCCUUGGCAAAUGCCAACACGUUAUCAGGAACAAGCAGCAAUAUUUCAAUUGAAUAAAGUUAAAACACCAACACAUAUUGUAAUAGGUGAAACUGACGUACGUGUUCCCGUCGCAGAAAAUUAUCUACUAGAACGAUCACUUCGUGUUCUUGGUAUUCCAACUAAAUUGAUAGUGUUUCCAAGUCAAGGUCACGAACUUAGUAGCAAUCCAUGGCAUGAAAAAAUCAAGGUGCGUGAAGAAUUGAAAUGGUUACAAAAGUACGGUCACAUUUGUGUGUCAACAUGUGAGGGGCCCUUAAUAUCAUCGGCCCAUUCUCAACGUAUACAUCAAUUCAUACUGCUCAUUUUUGUCAUGUACAUGUUUAUUCUUGUUUAA